GACGAUUUUGACUAUCGAGAUGCUACCUUACCGGAGGGUAUCGUCGAUAGCCAGGUUAUUAAAAGUCCCAUCCCAGUCUCGUCACGCCAGCCAAGCAGCGACGGGCGCUCGUUUGAACAAACCAAUCGAGUACAAGAAGACACCAAUCCUACAUCAAUCACAACAAAGCGCGAGAUCCGCGUUUGACCUGUCCCAGGAUGCUCCGGUCGACUGGCAGAACCUCCACGGUGCUAUCAAUACAUCCCUGCAUCAUGCUCUGAAGACAGAUGAAAACGUUCUCCUGUUCGGUGAGGACGUGGCCUUUGGCGGAGUCUUCCGCUGCUCCAAGGGAUUAGCCGACGAGUUCGGCACAGGUCGAGUCUUCAACACCCCUCUCUCUGAGCAAGGCAUCGUAGGCUUCGCAGUUGGCUGUGCGGCCGAAGGCAUGAAGCCUGUCGCGGAAAUCCAGUUUGCAGAUUACGUGUACCCUGCCUUUGACCAACUGGUCAACGAGGCUGCCAAAUUUCGAUACCGAGAAGGCGGAACAGGUGGCCAUUGUGGCGGCCUCGUUGUCCGCAUGCCCUGUGGAAGUGUCGGGCACGGCGGACUCUACCACUCCCAGAGCCCGGAGUCAUUAUUCACGCACGUUCCUGGGCUAAGAGUGGUGAUGCCGCGGUCGCCAUCACAAGCUAAAGGUCUAUUGAUAUCCUCCAUCCUCAACUCAAAUGACCCAGUCAUCUUCAUGGAGCCGAAGAUCUUGUACCGCGCCGCUGAAGAAUUUGUCCCUCGCGAUGCAUAUACCCUGCCACUCGACAAGGCCGAUGUCCUCAAGAAGGGCAAGGACCUGACUGUUAUAUCGUACGGCCAACCGCUAUAUCUCUGCUCUGCGGCUAUCGAAGCCCUUGAGAAAGACAUCAAAGGACUAAGCAUUGAGUUGAUUGACCUGAGAGCAAUAUAUCCUUGGGAUCGACCCACAAUCAUGGAAAGCGUCAACAAGACAGGCCGAGCGGUCGUUGUACAUGAGAGCAUGUACAAUGCUGGAGUUGGAGCCGAGGUCGCAGCGAGUAUCCAAGAAGGUGCAUUCCUCCGCCUCGAAGCUCCGGUCGGUCGAGUGACAGGCUGGAGCACUCAUCCUGGCUUGAUUUAUGAAAAGUUUAACGUUCCAGAUGUAACCAGAAUCUACGAUACCAUGAAGAAAACUCUUGAGUUUUGAAAGGGACUCUCCUAUUUAACCUCUGCAACAACUACGGGAGAAGGCAGGCCACUGCCUUUUGGCUUCAGCGGCAGAUAUUUUACAAGUCCGUCUGUAAGUCGGGUGCUCAAGGACAUAGACACGAACGUGGGGCAUACAAUUUUGAGCGUUCCGUUGCUCAAACUGGCGCGCUCUAAAGAAGACAGUCUAUGGGACGUCUGGCGCCCCGGGAAAGGGUGUCUACUUCAGCUUGGUGUAACGCAUCAACUGAUGUAACCUCAAGGUCCGUUUACAGAGCUGAGCACACCUGAGUGCAGUCCGUCUCCAUAACUGGGUAUGACGCGAGUUGAAACAACCCGGCUUCAACAGGAUCGGCUUCACAUUUGGAAUGGAGAGAAUACCCCUGAAUUACAGCCAAUACUAUUCUGACACAAGAGAUAUCUCGCCAGGAAUGCAUCGAUUGCUAGGUAAGGACAUUUGGCCGAAUCCCGACGGGGAAAAUGUCCAUCUACGCUGUCAGAAUCAAGGGUCACGCGAGACGCCUAUGAUGUGAGGACACGUGCGAAGAUUAGACAAUGAUAUACCUGUAUAUACUCAACUGAAGUCUAC
Molecule: messenger RNA, 1780 nt
Organism: Exophiala xenobiotica
Lineage: Eukaryota; Fungi; Ascomycota; Eurotiomycetes; Chaetothyriales; Herpotrichiellaceae
Exons: 2
Coding region: 20-1192 (390 amino acids)
Biological process (GO): response to nutrient; branched-chain amino acid catabolic process
Molecular function (GO): catalytic activity
Source: RefSeq, a predicted model, not a curated record